This is a messenger RNA of Zingiber officinale, 813 nucleotides long. RefSeq names its product VQ motif-containing protein 22-like. The coding region runs from base 28 to 561 and encodes 177 amino acids. The transcript has a single exon. NCBI's taxonomy places the organism in Eukaryota, Viridiplantae, Streptophyta, Magnoliopsida, Zingiberales, Zingiberaceae. The record is from RefSeq and is a predicted model, not a curated record.
CUUCCUCCUCUCUCACGCAAUCUAGCGAUGGACGCAGCGAGCGAGGCGUCCUCGAGCCCCGCCCAGUGGGUCCCGUUCGGCGGGGGCAACGAGGCCCUGCCUCCUUCGUUCGACGCGGCGACGGAGUCCACGGCGGUGGCGGUCGCGUCGUCGGGCGGGAAGGUGGCGCGCCCGGCGAGGCGGCGGACGAGGGUGUCGAGGAAGGCGCCGGUGACGCUGCUCAACACCGACACCGCCAACUUCCGCGCGAUGGUGCAGCAGUUCACCGGCUUCCCGUCCGGCCAGCAGUACGGGCCCAGCGCCCACGACGCGCCGCCGGCCGCCGUGAUGCCUCCUCCGACUCUGCACUUCCCGCAGCCGCAGCUGUUCCUGGAGCAGCCGCAGCUCCAGUUCCCGCGUUUCCAUCAUCAUCAGCAGCAGCAAUUUCCGAAGGCGAACGAAGCAUUUUUCCAGCCCAAUAAUUCCGACCCAACAACUAGUUCGGAGAUGGCCGAGUUGUUCUUGUUCGGACCAGGACCGGCCCAGCCCAAUAUCGACAGCGGCAACUUCCGGUGGCAUUAAGGUGAAUCGAAAAUCGUUAAUGGGGGAUGGGCAUUUUUCAUUUUACAUCUUUAAUUAUGAUUAUCGAGUUAGAUAUUGUCGUCUAACCCCAAGUACGAGAGAAAUCGAUGAGGGGAGUUGGAAGCUCAUCGCAUAUUGUAGAUACGCAUGCAUUAAUUACUCAGUAAAGACUCUCUUAUAAAAAUAAGAAAGGAUAUAUAUGUAUCAUGUUUGUUCUGUUCGUGGGAGAAAUAUGGAAGCUUAAUUUUAUCA